Molecule: messenger RNA, 1082 nt
Organism: Syngnathoides biaculeatus (alligator pipefish)
Lineage: Eukaryota; Metazoa; Chordata; Actinopteri; Syngnathiformes; Syngnathidae
Product: nuclear transport factor 2-like
Exons: 5
Coding region: 173-577 (134 amino acids)
Biological process (GO): protein import into nucleus
Cellular component (GO): nuclear pore central transport channel
Source: RefSeq, a predicted model, not a curated record
AGUGAGCGUUACAGCCUCUGCGGCUAUUGUCAUUGGCUGACACGCCCGUGACGUAGUGGGUUGAAAGGUGAACGGGAGUCGUCCAUUUGCCUCGCAGCUCCUCGCCUCACGUCAAUGCGGGCACGGCCGCUAUCGGAUAAAGUAGCUUAAAAAUUUUUCCAGGGUGUCAAUCAUGCAGUGGUGCGACAAUGAUUACUUUCAAAAAGUUGGAGAAGACUUUGUGCAGUGGUACUACAACCAAUUUGACAACACCAACAGGAUGGAACUGGUGAACCUUUACGCUGAAGGUGCCACUCUCACGUGGGAAGGAACCCUCUUCAGUGGGAGGGAAGCCAUUGCCGGGAAACUGACCGGGAUGCCGUUCCAGCAGAUUAAGCACAUCAUCACAGACCACGACAUCCAGCCCACAUUAGACAAAAGCAUCCUCGUGAUGGUCUUUGGACAGUUAAAGGCCGACAACGACCUGCCGCUGGCGUUCCACCAAGUGUUCAUGCUGAAGCCGCUGAACGGCAACUGGGUGUGCACGAACGACGUGUUCCGCCUGGGCGUGCACAACAUCCCCGUGGAGGCGCAGUAGCGGACGAGCCUUCGCGCCCCCCCCCCCCCCUCCACAACGCUUGUUCAUCCCACCCUCUUCGAAGAGUAAACAAAAACAAAAAUAAUUUUUCAGACUACUGAAGUCCCACGUGUGUUUUUUUUUUUUUUUUUUUGGACAUUUACAAUCAAGUUGUUCAACCGCAAAGAAAGGUUUUACAGGUAUUUUAUUUUGAAAAAAAAAAAAAAAAACUACCAGUGUUACGUUGUACUUCAUAUGAUUCUACUUUGGACAAUCUCUCAAGGGGAAGUUUAACAAAUUUUUCAUAAUUUUCACUGUUGCGUAUGUCAGACCGUCACACUGGACCAGUGAUUGACAGCAUUCACUGACAAAAAAUAAAAUGUAUAAAUAUAUACACACACACACACCUUUGGCAUAAAUGUUCACAACCCAAAAUAACCUGCUGCAUGUUUAGACAUUUUAAAAAGAAAUAAUUUGAAAAUGGUAUAAAUAUAUGAGGAAAAUAAUAAAUUUAUGCCAAAGAAUA